Molecule: messenger RNA, 270 nt
Organism: Aspergillus ruber CBS 135680
Lineage: Eukaryota; Fungi; Ascomycota; Eurotiomycetes; Eurotiales; Aspergillaceae
Exons: 2
Coding region: 1-270 (89 amino acids)
Source: RefSeq, a predicted model, not a curated record
AUGACAGACCAUGAUUCAUGGACUCGAGGCCAGCAGCUAUUCUACAGCCUCUUACCCCUAUAUGUUCCUGAGGCACUGGCCCCCUAUAUCAUCUUUCCGAUCUUUUUCCUCGCCCCAAACCGCCUUGGCCUUGGUAGCUACCGCAUCAAAUUCACUGCGAUGGACGGCAAUAAUGGCCCAAUCGACCCGAAGGUUAAGGACGGCAAGCACUGUGGAUCCGCUGAUAUCUGCGACCCCGAGAUCACCUCUCAUCGGGAGGUGCACCGAUAG